Messenger RNA from Poecile atricapillus (Black-capped chickadee), 7345 nucleotides. RefSeq names its product ADAM metallopeptidase with thrombospondin type 1 motif 7 (gene ADAMTS7). Gene Ontology annotation, cellular component: extracellular matrix. Gene Ontology annotation, molecular function: metalloendopeptidase activity. Lineage: Eukaryota; Metazoa; Chordata; Aves; Passeriformes; Paridae. Bases 21 to 5651 code for a protein of 1876 amino acids. The transcript is spliced from 26 exons. The record is from RefSeq and is a predicted model, not a curated record. Gene Ontology annotation, biological process: proteolysis; extracellular matrix organization.
GACCCCAGCCCGCCGCAGCCAUGGCGGCCCCGGCCGCGCUGCGCCCGCUCCUGCCCCUCGUCCCCGUGGCCGCCGCGCUGGCGCUGGCAGCGGGCGGGGGCACCGCGGGGACAGAGCCGCCCCCGCCGCUCUCCGCCAGCGACAUCGUCCAUCCCAUCAAGGUCGACGAGAGCGGAUCCUUCCUGUCCUACGACUUGUCCCACCGGGCUCUCCAGCGGAGGUCCCCGGCCUCCAGGAGCAAACUUCCCGCCUUCUAUGAGCUGCAGUACCGAGGGCAACCCCUGAAAUUCAACCUGAGCCUCAACAGGCACCUCCUGGCUCCGGGGUUUGUCAGCGAGAGGCGCUUCGGGGGCAUCGCCGGUGCCAAGAUCCAGCCCCACUCGUACAACUCCUGCCACAUGAUCGGGGAGGUGCGGGGCCGGGCGCUGCAGCCGGGGCUGGCUGCCCUCAGCACCUGCGAUGGCCUGAAAGGCGUGUUCCAGCUGAUGAACGAGGACUAUUUCAUCGAGCCCGUGUCCAGCAGCCCUCGGGAGGAGGGGGCAGCACAGCCCCACAGGAUCUACAAGCGCCAGGUGCCCAAGGACAGGGCGGAGCAGGGCAGCAGAGCCCCGGCCCCGCGGGAAUCCUGCGGCGUGCGAGAGUCUCGGGAAAGCCUGGAGCGGUCUGAGCGGCGCAGGGAGAGGUGGGAGCAGAGGCAGCGCAGGAGGAGAAGGAUCAAGCGGCGCUCCAUCAGCAGGGAGAAGUGGGUGGAGACGCUGGUGGUGGCAGACACCAAGAUGGUGGAGUUCCACGGCAGUGCCAACAUCGAGAAGUACGUGCUGACCGUCAUGAACAUGGUGGCCGGGCUGUUCCACCACGCCAGCAUCGGGAACCCCAUCAACAUCGCCAUAGUGCGGCUCAUCCUGCUGGAGCACGAGGAGGAGGACCUGAAGAUCUCCCACCACGCAGACAACACCUUGAAAAGCUUCUGCAAGUGGCAGAAGAGCAUCAACGUGAAGGGAGACUCGCACCCCCUGCAUCACGACGUCGCUGUCCUGCUCACCAGGAAGGACAUCUGUGCAGCCAUGAACAGGCCCUGUGAGACCUUGGGGCUGUCCCACGUGGCCGGGAUGUGCCAACCCCACCGGAGCUGCAACAUCAACGAGGACACGGGGCUGCCCCUCGCCUUCACCGUGGCCCACGAGCUCGGACACAGUUUUGGGAUUCAGCAUGAUGGAAGCAGCAAUGACUGUGAGCCAGUUGGGAAAAGACCUUUCAUCAUGUCUCCACAGCUCCUGUAUGACACGUCCCCUCUCACCUGGUCCCGCUGCAGCCGCGAGUACAUCACACGCUUCCUCGACCGGGGCUGGGGGCUGUGCCUGGAUGAUCCCCCAGCCCGGGAGGUGCUGGACUUUCCCCUGGUGCCCCCGGGUGUCCUGUACGACGUGGGCCACCAGUGCCGGCUGCAGUACGGCCCCUACUCCACCUUCUGCCACGACAUGGACAGUGUCUGCCACACGCUGUGGUGCUCGGUGGGGAACACGUGUCACUCCAAGCUGGACGCGGCUGUGGACGGCACGGCGUGUGGGGAGAGCAAGUGGUGUUUCAACGGCGAGUGCGUUCCCGUGGGAUUCCGGCCCGAGCCCAUCGACGGCGGCUGGAGCUCCUGGAGCUCCUGGGCCUCGUGCUCCCGCAGCUGUGGUGCAGGAGUGCAGAGCGCUGAGAGGCACUGCAGCCACCCCACGCCCAAGUACGGGGGCCGGUACUGCCUGGGGGAGCGGAAGCGGUUCCGGAUCUGCAACGUGCGGCGCUGUCCCCCGGACAAGCCCUCCUUCCGCCAGCUCCAGUGCAGCCAGUUCAACCCCAUGCUCUACAAGGGGAAGCUCUACAAGUGGACACCGGUGCCCAACAGCAUGAACCCCUGCGAGCUGCACUGCCGGCCCGAGCACGAGUACUUCGCGGAGAAGCUGCGGGACGCGGUGGUGGACGGGACACCCUGCUACGACAGCGACGGCAGCCGCGACGUCUGCAUCAACGGCAUCUGCAAGAACGUGGGCUGUGACUACGAGAUCGACUCGCACGCGGUGGAGGAUCGCUGCGGGGUCUGCCACGGGGACGGCUCCACCUGCCACACCGUGCACAAGACCUUCGAGGACAGCGAGGGGCUGGGUUAUGUUGACAUUGGGAUUAUCCCCGUGGGAGCGCGGGAGAUCCGGAUUGAAGAGGUGGCAGAAGCCGGGAAUUUCCUGGCGCUGCGGAGCGAGGACCCGGAGCGGUAUUUCCUGAAUGGUGGCUGGACCAUCCAGUGGAACGGGGACUACAGGGUGGCAGGGACCACCUUCACCUACAAGAGGACAGGGAACUGGGAGAACCUCACCUCUCCAGGGCCGACCGUGGAGCCCGUGUGGAUCCAGCUGCUGUUCCAGGAGACCAACCCCGGGGUGAGGUACCAGUACACGAUCCAGCGCCCGGCCGACAGCGAGAACGAGAUCGAGCAGCCCGAGUUCCUGUGGCGCUUUGGCUCCUGGAGCAGCUGCACGGCCACCUGCGGGACAGGGGUGCAGAGGCAGGCCGUGCACUGUGUGGAGAGGCUGGCAGGCCUGGUGGAGGAGCGGUUCUGCGAUGCCCUCACCCGCCCCGAUGACCAGCAGCGCACCUGCAGCGAGGAGCCCUGCCCGGCCAGGUGGUGGGUGGGCGAGUGGCAGACGUGCUCAGCCACGUGUGGCAGCCCAGGGCUGAUGAAGAGGACGGUGCUGUGCAUCCAGAGCGUGGGGCUGGACGAGCAGAGGGCCCUGCAGCCAGAGGACUGCCAGCACCUGGCCAGGCCGGAUGCCACCAUGCCCUGUCACCCACAGGUGCCCUGUCCCUCCCCGUGGGCUGUGGGCAACUGGUCUGAGUGCUCGGUGACCUGCGGGAACGGGACCCAGAGCCGCCCUGUCCACUGCAGCAACAGCUCGGGGACCGCCUGUGACCCUGCCCAGAGACCCAGCCCGCACAGGGGCUGCUCCCUGCCACAGUGCCACACGAAAUGGGACAGUGCCAACGCAGACUGGUCUGGCAGCGGCUCCUCCAGCAGGGAGAUAUUUAACGAAAUCCAUUACGUCCCCAGCAGCCGCAUUCCUAAAUUUAACCCCUUAAUCCCAAGCAUCCCCGAGUCCAACGAUGUCAAUGUGAUCACCGAGGAGGACUUCUCAGCCAGGAAAGGAAAUGUCUUUGUUGACGAUUUUUACUACGAUUACAACUUCAUCAACUUCCAUGAGGAUCUGUCUUACUAUCCCUUCACGGAGAAGGAGAGCAAAGGCGAGGAGCCAAAGCCCGAGCAGGGCAGGGAUGGCACGGAGGGGCCCUGGGAGCUGCCCACCGAGGGGCUGCUCACCCCCGAGCCGGGAGGAGAGAGCCAGGAGCCCCCCGGCACAGCGGAGAACACUCCUGUGCAUGAGCGAGAGACACAGCCCGGCCACCCAGCCACCAGGGACCGCCUGAGCGUGAUCCCCGAGGAUGUGGCACCAGCCACCCCCAGAUACAGCACCCCCGGCUUUUGGGAGGAGGAGGAGGAGGAUGCGGUGCUCGUGCCCCGCUCUCAGCACCCCCCGCCCACCCAGAGCUCUGCAAAGCACGGCCACCCUCUCUGGGAUGAGCCCCACGGGGCUGUGCCCACCCGGAGCAGCCUUGGGCAGGAUGGUCCAGCGGGUCCGGAGGUGUCCCCUGGGCCAGGAGCUCCGGACAGCACAGAGGGACAUGGCCCAGCCAGGGCUGCGGGGAGCGGCCACCGGGACCCCUGGGAAAGGGGUCUGGCCACCAGCAGCGACAUCAGAGGUGCAGCCCCGCAGGGCACGGAGCGGCACGGCUGGGCAGGAGUGCCAGGGGGGAUGCUGGACACGCAAUCCCCUGGGAUGCAGAGGGCAGAUCCUGCCUCGCCCACGCCGCUGGGCUGGGGGGUGGCAGGGAGUGCUGGCAGCCCCCACCCUGCCGUGAGACCCCCUCCUGCGGGUGCUGCUGGGGCUCCCGUGCGACACCAGCCAGGGCUGCACGUCCCCACAGCCCCCACCUCAGCGCCCUCGGUGGCCACAACAGCCCCUCCAGUGUCCUUGUCCCCUGCCACACCCGAGCCACCCACCCAGCUCAGCUCCAGCGGCCUCACCCAGCGGGAUGCUCUGCUGCCAGCCCUGCCCGCAGCCCCAGCUCACGCAGCAGGGUCCCCCCUGGAAUGGGGCACACGGGGGGUGUCCCAGCACCUGGACCCACCCCACACCCAGCUGACCUCCCAGGGGACCCUGCCCAGCGUCACUGCUGGGACACCCUCACCAUGGACACCCCCAGGGACAUCACCGAGGGACCCCUCAUCAUCCACAGGGGCAUCACUGAGGAACCCCUCACCAUGGACACCCCCAGGGACAUCACCGAGUGACCCCUCACCAUGGACACCCCCAGGGACAUCACCGAGUGACCCCUCACCAUCCUCAGAGACAUCACCAGGGGACCCCUCACCAUGGACACCCCCAGAGACAUCACCAGGGGACCCCUCAUCAUCCCCAGGGACAUCACUGAGUGACCCCUCACCAUGGACACCCCCAGAGACUUCACCAGGGGACCCCUCAUCAUCCCCAGGGACAUCACUGAGUGACCCCUCACCAUGGACACCCCCAGGGACAUCACUGAGUGACCGCUCACCAUGGACACCCCCAGAGACGUCUGCCUCUGGUGAUGGGGGACACGAAUUGUCCCAGGCCACCCCUUGGCCCCCCCCGCUGUGGGAGAAGAGGCUGGAGGAGGAGGAGGAGGAGGAGGAGGAGGAGGAGGAGGCUCUCCUUCCACCAUCAGCCACCGCAGCAGGCAGUGCCAAGCCCAGCUGGGAGGUCGGGAACUGGAGUGAGUGCUCGGCCACGUGCGGUGUGGGCGCGGUGUGGAGGCCGGUGCGCUGCAGCAGCGGGGCUGAGAGCGGCUGUGCCGCGGCCGACAGACCCGUUCCUGCCCGGAGAUGCUCCCUGAGACCCUGCUCCGCCUGGCGGGUGGGCAACUGGAGCAAGUGCUCCAGGAGCUGCGGCGGGGGCACCAAGGUGCGGGAUGUUCAGUGCAUCGACACCCGGGACCGGCGCCUGCUGCGGCCCUUCCACUGCCAGGCUGCGCUGCCGCAGCCGCCGGCACAGCUGCCGUGCCGGAGUGCACCGUGCCUGGCCUGGUACACAUCCUCCUGGAGAGAGUGCUCGGAGCCCUGUGGUGGCGGGGAGCAGGCGCGCCUGGUGACGUGCCCGGAGCCAGGGCGCUGCGAGGAGACAUCGAGACCCAACAGCACCCGGCCCUGCAACAGCCAGCCCUGCACCACCUGGGUGGUGGGCUCCUGGGGACAGUGCUCGGCUCCGUGCGGAGGGGGCAUCCAGCGGCGGCAGGUGAAGUGCAUGGACACCAGGACAGGGGUGGCUGAGGAGGACAGCAGCCUGUGUGACCACGAGCCCUGGCCAGAGAGCACCCAGAAGUGCAACCCCCAGGACUGCAACAGCUCCGAGCCGGGUGCGCCCUGCGAGCGCGACCGCCUGAGCUUCGCCUUCUGCCGGACUCUGCGGCUGCUGGGCCGCUGCCAGGUGCCCACCGUGCGCGCCCAGUGCUGCCACAGCUGUCCCCAGCCCGGGCUGCUGGCACCCGGCCGCGGCCACCAGCGGCUCUCCCGGAGGUGACGGCGCUGGCCCAGCACGGGGCUCCUCGGGGCCAGCCCCGGCUCCCCAGGCCCUGCUGCUCUCUAAUGGUGCUGAACCACCAGCGGGGCUGGGCUGCGGCUCCCGCUGCUCCCCACGCUCCUGCCGGGACCACCGGGGCAAAGGGGAGCUGAAAGCGGCAGGAAUUUGGGGAAGAGCUCCCAGAAACGCUUAUGGUGCUAUCGUUCGACAUGUGCAGCCUCUCGGAGGUGUUGGCUGGCCAGCACAAACCUUGACUUUUAUUAUUGUUUUUGUAUCUCUGGGGUGAGCAUCCAGCAUUCCACCGGCUCUUUGGGGUAGGGAUUUUUGGGUUUUUUUUUUAUCCUUGAAGGGACUUGAAGCUGGCAACCCAUUCCUGUCAUUUUCAUUGAAAUGUUUACGCACUGAAGCUGAAUAGAUUUAAUUUAAGAAGUGGAGACAGGGCAGAGGAAUAAAGUUUCAGCUUCAGCUGGGGGCGUGCAGGGCUCCUACCCUUUCUCCCCACUGCUGGGAUUUUCUGCCAAAGCCCUUCUGUGUCCCCCUGGAGCAGAGGGCACCACAGGGAUGCUGAGGUUUGGAGUCCACCAGCUGAUUCCCUUGCAGGCAUUUGGGCAGGAGAGGGAAGCUGUGGCACAUCCCCUCCCUGGUGGGCAGCCCAGCGCUCAGCCCCUGCAUUUCUGGAUGUGUAGCACUGUAAUGCUUGGUUAAGGUGUUUUUCUGUGGCCCUACAGGCUGAACCUUUUUUUUUUCCCCGUGCUUAUCUAGAUUCUCCUCUGUUAAGGUUUUUAGCUGAUUUUUAACUAGAAUAUCCGAUUUACUCUGAGGCACAGCCCCUGCUGCCGGCUCCCAGAGCGGUGUGGGAAUGAAUCCCUCCGUCUCAGGGCGGGUUUGCUGGCAGGUUGGUCUCUGGAGGAGGGCAGGAGUGUUUAGGUAGGAAUUCCUCUCCCUGUUCAGGCUGUGGAGGAUGCCCCAAACCUGGGGGACCUUGAAGGGCAAUGCUGGGCAGUCAGGCUGGAGCCCAUCCCGGGCUGCAGAGCUCCAGGUGCAUCCAGGGCUGUCGGGAGCAGCUCCCAGUCCAAGGGGGAAAUUCCUGUGUGUGAUUUGUAUGUAAAACACAAGCCAUGACUUCACCAUUUGUGCUUUAUUCCGUUCCAAGGUGGUGUCAAGUUUUUAUGGUCCAAGAAGCCGUGUCCAGUCCUGGUUUCCUUGUCCCCAGCACCAUCUGUCCCCCACCCUGUCUCCCUCCCAGGACUGCAAAGGGCCAGCCCUUGUGCUGGGCUCUCACGGCUCACGAGUGUGUUAAAUUAAACAGUUACUGAAGGAAACAGGUGGGUUUCACAUUUUCUCUUCCCCGUGGGGAAUGCUGAAGGUUUUCAGUUAAUUGGAGAUGGUUCAGGCGCUGGCAGCAGGAAGGAGCGAUCAGUUUGCACACGAAAAUCAUUCACAGCUGCCGUUUGCAACUGGGAUUUGUUGAUUAAAACAUGAGCCGGGUUGAUGGGGUAAAUCAGCUCUGCAAAUCAAUUUAUUUGUGGCACAGGAUCUGGUGAGCCUCUCCUGCAGGGCCUUUCCACGUGCAGGGUCCCAUCUGUGCCCGGCUGAGGGCACGGGAUAAUCCCUCCUGUGGGACACCAGGCUGCUCCUGGCCACAUAACAAGCCAGGCCUCCCACCAGCACAGAAACUGCUUCAUCAGUGACAA